AUGGUCUUCGUUGGUAAGACGGUAGCGCCGCGACGCCAGAGUCAGGCAACUGGGGGCCAUGGUCGGAGCCCAGCGACUGUUCGCGCUCCUGUGGCGGAGGCGUUGCUUUCCAGACGUCGAGACAGCAGUGAAACUGGUGUGGAUCUGUGCCAGGGUGGCAGCAAGAGGUACUUUUCCUGUAACAUCCAGGAUUGCCCCGAAGUUUCAACAGACUUCCGAGCAGAGCAAUGUGCCGAAUUUAAUGCAAUUCCGUUUGAAGGAAGAUAUUACAAAUGGGUGCCAUACACAAAAGCUCCAAAUAGAUGUGAAUUAAACUGCAUGCCCAAAGGCGAGAGAUUCUACUAUCGUCACAAAAGGAAAGUCAUUGACGGAACACGGUGCGAUGAAGAGAAGCUGGAUAUCUGCGUUGAUGGCCAGUGUUUGCCGGUGGGCUGCGACAUGAUGUUAGGAUCCACAGCCAGAGAAGAUAAAUGCAGGGAAUGUGGUGGAGAUGGCAGCAGCUGUAACACAGUUCGAGGGCUCCUGGAAAUGGACGAUGGCGAUCUUCAAGUCGGUUACAAUGAUAUUCUUCCAAUUAGGAACGUGACUGGUCACUAUUACUUAAAUGGAAACUGGAGGAUUGACUUCCCUCGAAGCCUCAAGUUUUCAGGCACCAUCUUCCAUUAUGAGAGGAAACCACAUGGCUUCUAUGCACCUGAGAGUAUUUUAGCUCUUGGACCAACAACAGAACCCAUCUACAUUGUUCUGCUGUAUCAGGAGACAAAUCCAGGAGUGCAAUAUGAAUAUAGCAUUCCCAAGGGAGUGGCACAACAAACUGACCCUGACAGUUAUUCUUGGAUAUUUGGAGAUUUCUCAGAAUGCAGUGCCACGUGUGGAGGAGGUAUAAAAUGUGUUAAAUUCUAA
Zootermopsis nevadensis is the source of this 903-nucleotide messenger RNA. NCBI's taxonomy places the organism in Eukaryota, Metazoa, Arthropoda, Insecta, Blattodea, Termopsidae. The record is from RefSeq and is a predicted model, not a curated record.